AUGUCCGCAAACCCGGGUAAUCGUCUCCAGAAAUGGAACCCAACGCCUCCCGAUAGAGGUGCCUUUCCUCUGGAUCAUUACGGGGAUUGCAAAGAGCACAUGCAGAAGUACCUCAACUGUAUGAAGCUUGUGCGAAACGAGAACGCCCCGAACUGCCGUCUACUAGCAAAAGAUUACCUCGCAUGUCGCAUGGAUCAUGAACUUAUGGAACGAGUCGAUUGGAAGGACCUGGGACUUCCCGAAGAUGAAAGAGAUUCAAAAAAAUGA
This is a messenger RNA of Ogataea haglerorum, 267 nucleotides long. RefSeq lists its product as uncharacterized. The coding region runs from base 1 to 267 and encodes 88 amino acids. The transcript has a single exon. The record is from RefSeq and is a predicted model, not a curated record. Gene Ontology annotation, biological process: mitochondrial respiratory chain complex IV assembly. Gene Ontology annotation, cellular component: mitochondrial intermembrane space. NCBI's taxonomy places the organism in Eukaryota, Fungi, Ascomycota, Pichiomycetes, Pichiales, Pichiaceae.